This is a messenger RNA of Cyclopterus lumpus (lumpfish), 3653 nucleotides long. Its product is annotated as ATP-sensitive inward rectifier potassium channel 10-like. Gene Ontology annotation, molecular function: inward rectifier potassium channel activity. Gene Ontology annotation, cellular component: plasma membrane. Lineage: Eukaryota; Metazoa; Chordata; Actinopteri; Perciformes; Cyclopteridae. The record is from RefSeq and is a predicted model, not a curated record. Gene Ontology annotation, biological process: regulation of monoatomic ion transmembrane transport; potassium ion import across plasma membrane. The coding region runs from base 1772 to 2686 and encodes 304 amino acids. The transcript is spliced from 5 exons.
AACCUAGGAACCUAGUGUUUGUGUACUACAUGCUACCGCUUCCUGUGAACGUGACAACGCAGUCGUUUCAGCGUGAUGCUUCUUACUUUGCUGUCCAUUCACAGCAGGACCAUGUGCUACCCCCCCGUCUCGUCGCAGGCGGACAUGGCACAGCCUCACAGACGUGCACCGGCAUUCUCCAUUCACUGCACGCUGGCCAACGCAAAAACUGCCAAGUAGCCAAGUGCACAAGAAAAGAGCCCUGUUGUCUUUUCGUUGUUUUUUUCUUUCUCUCCUCCCUUCACCCGUCUUUGAUUUGUAAAUUCCCUCCGUUUCAGUGCAACAACUUCCCGGCUUGUAUCUUACGGCCAUCAAACAUUUACAUGAGAAAGUUGACAAAGGCUGCCACAGCGGAGGAGGCCUCGCAACAAAGAGGCCCAUUUAUAGAGUACAGUGAGAGGGAGAGCCACGGGGAGGGAGGGUAGGAGGAGAAGCUGGGAGGAGAGUUGAAUUAAUGAAUUAAAAAUGUCGUGAAAACAGCGGCCGUCUGAAGACUUUUGGGUUUAUAUAGAGAGGCGUGCAUGGCGGGGGGGUCGUGGGGGUCCUGGAGGAGUGGACAGCGCAGGCUUCUUUAAUUUCUCUCUGUCCGGGACACACAGGGCUUCCAGCUUCACACGCAGGAAGAAGAGCAAACUCGUCCGGUUACAUAAUGACCCAGUAACAAAGUGAGCCAGAACCGGUACCGCCAGCACCAGCUGGUGCUGGGAGACACCGACUCGCCGCCGGUUCAUCCUCAUCUCUCCCGGAGGGGGUGGGGUGUGGGGGGGGGGGGACGGCCUCUCCUGAGAUUUUUCAUGUUUUUUUUUUACAUUUUUUUCAUUUCUAUUUCUGUGAGUGUACAGGAUGACGACGACGUAGAGGUGCACGCGAGAGGGAAAACCAACAAUGUGACGUCAAAGUGAGAGGUGAUGUAAAGAACGCGCUCGGGCUGUCGGCGGGUGGGCGUCGGUCAAAAAACGUGAACUUUCUCCUCUUGCUUUCAAUCUUUUUUUUCCCCUUCGAGACAGAUCGAAUACCGGACAGUGAAACUAAUCCAAUCUUCCAAGUUUCCAAUCUGCGGUCCAAGUGAACGCAACAGAAAGCACCGGCCAUGACCUCAGCCACUCCCCCGUCCUCUGAAGGCUGCUCUCCUCAGAAAGUAUGCCACUCCCAGACGCAGACGGACAUCACCAAGCCCCUGCUGGGCUCCCCAGGAGGGACCGGAGGUGCUGGAGGAGGAACCGGACCCGGAGGGCCCAGCGCUCUGCGGAGGAGGCGCCGCGUCCUCUCGAAAGACGGGAGAAGUAACGUACGCAUCGAGCACGUAAGCGGGCGAGGGGCUCUGUACCUCCGCGACCUCUGGACGACCUUCCUGGACAUGCAGUGGCGCUACAAGUUCUUCCUCUUCUCCGCCACCUUCGCUGGGACCUGGUUCGCGUUCGGGGUGCUUUGGUACCUGGUUGCAUUGGUGCAUGGAGACCUCCAGGGUAAGGAAGACGGAGGGAGGAGGAUGGAGCUUUGUCUUUUUCCAUGUCGUCUGGCUGCGGAAGCACAAGACCUUUUUGUGCAAUAGUUAACAAGAAAGACACAAAGUCUUACAUUGCAGAGAGAGCGUGAGAACGAUCGGGCAGAACAUCGAGAGGGAACAAAAUGUUCUUUGAUAAUUUGUUUACAACCCCCUUAACCUUAGAUCCUCUAUUCUUCCUCUCUUCCUCAAGAGUUUGACCCCCCCUCCAACCAUACUCCGUGUGUAAUGGAGGUGAAGACCUUGACGGGAGCCUUCCUCUUCUCUCUGGAGUCUCAGACCACAAUUGGAUACGGUUUCCGGUGCAUCACCGAGGAGUGUCCUGGCGCCAUCAUGCUGCUCAUCUUUCAGCUGGUCAUCACCAUGGUGAUGGAGAUCUUCAUCACCGGCACUUUCCUUGCGAAGGUCGCCCGUCCCAAGAAGAGAGGCGAGACAGUGAAGUUUAGUCAACACGCUGUUGUUUCAAAUCACGAGGGUCGGCCCUGCCUCAUGAUCCGAGUGGCCAACAUGCGCAAAAGCCUGCUGUUGGGAUGCCAGGUGACGGGGAAGUUGCUUCAGACGUCGCUGACCAAGGAGGGCGAGACGGUGCGGCUGGACCAGCGCAAUGUGCCUUUCCAGGUGGACACGUCCAGCGACAGCCCCUUCCUCAUCAUCCCCCUGACUUUCUACCACACCAUCGACGAGAACAGCCCCCUCAGGGCCUGGGCGGCGAAAGGUGGCGGCUGGACGGACCCGGACCUGGCUGACUUUGAGCUGCUCGUGAUCAUGAGCGCCACGGUGGAGCCGACCUCCGCUACCUGUCAGGUCCGGACGUCCUACCUCCCGGACGAGAUCCUCUGGGGCUACGAGUUCCCCCCCGUCGUCUCCCUGUCUCCAUCGGGGAAAUACGUGGCCGACUUCACCUUCUUCGACAAAGUGGCCAAAACCAAAACGCCGCCGCACUUCAAGCAGGCCUUGCCGCCGAGCCCGCCGUCGCAGGCGUCCCGCCACCACAGAGGCAAGGAGGCCGGGACGGACCAGGAGAAGAUGCGACUGGAGGAGAACUACAGGGGGGAAGAGAACGGGCGAGAAAAGGGAGUAAAGGGAGAAAAGGGGUGCGUCCGAGAUAGCAGCCCACGCAGUGUGCGUAUAAGUAACGUGUGAGACAAUCGAGAGAGAGAGAGAGAGAGAGACAGGAAGUGGUAACAGAAAGCUGAUGAGAAACCGAGAUAAGAUAAAAGGAAGAACGGAAACAAGCUGCUCACAAAAACACACCAUCCCCACGAAACCCUGCGCCCACGCUCGUGAGAGAGACACACCUGGAUCCACCAGUCUGUGGGCUGUACAGUCCGACCGAACACGUCUGCAGACACUUCCGAGGGGGCGAGUUACGAAACCCGACGUGCACAAAUGUGCCGCACGAGUCGCCCGUAGAGGCACUCGUGUUCAUUCCCUCUUUCUUUUGGAAAAAGGACUUGAUGUACUGCAAGCGGAGGAUGCUACAAGCAAAAAUCCUCCGUCCUAUCAGGUCGUUUCUGUCAUGUAGCCCUAUAUGGGGUUGUACUAAUAACUUAAAUGUGAUUCCAAUAGAAAUCAAGACUUUUCUAGAAGCGGGCGUCUCUUCCUUGAACCUACAAGGAAAUGCGCAAAAGUUGACUCGAUUUCAGAAAUUGAAAAAGUUGAUUUCUGUUUCUGUUAUAAGAAAAUAAGAAGUCAACCGGGGCGACAAAUGGACUUGAUAAGAUUUAUUUUUCAAUUUUUAUCCGUGUAGUUAAACGUCUGAACGUCUUGUUAAUCACAUGAAUCACUGUACUGUUUUUAAAAAAAAUUUUUAUUAACAAUAUACCUGCAAAAGGUGGGCGAAAAAACUGGAACCUCGUUAUUUUUUUUCAUGAAGGAUUGUAUAGUAUUUGAUGUACCCAAUAGUCUUUAACAACAUCAUUACUUGUUGCACCUGAAAACACUCGUCUCUUUCAUACGAAUGUCUUUUUCUUGUUUAUUGGGGGAAAUAUAUUUUAGUAAUAUUACUAAAAAGCACUUUAACUUGACAUAAACGUGGCAUUUCACACAAGGGGGAUAACUGAACUAACUCCGAUAGUUAAGGCACUGUAAUAAAUGAUGAAAUCCUGUG